Molecule: messenger RNA, 631 nt
Organism: Botrytis fragariae
Lineage: Eukaryota; Fungi; Ascomycota; Leotiomycetes; Helotiales; Sclerotiniaceae
Product: putative duf636 domain protein
Exons: 3
Coding region: 125-538 (137 amino acids)
Molecular function (GO): carbon-sulfur lyase activity
Source: RefSeq, a predicted model, not a curated record
GGAAGGAAGAGGUAUAUAUAUAGUUCUUAAAGAGACAGCCAACGAUCCAUAUCUAUAAUCAUCUUAUUGACUACUCACAACUACGUCUAACCUUUCUCAACUGCAAUAUACUAUUAAUUCGAAAAUGCCAUCAGGAGGAUGUUUCUGUGAUGCGAUCCGCAUAAGCUACACCGGCGAGCCAGGAGCCCAUCUCCUAUGCCACUGUACCGAUUGUCGAAAGAUUACUGGUGCUACUUAUAGUAACAACAUCGUAUUGCCGGAAGGACAAUUCAAGCUUGAAUCUGGAAAACCCAAAACUAUCAGCAAGAAAGCCGAUUCCGGCAAUCAAAUUACCUCCCACUUCUGCGGUGAUUGUGGCACCACUCUCUACCGCACUGGUGAUUCUUUCCCCAACCAAGUAAUUAUUAAAGCUGGCGUUUUGGAUGAUGGCAAUUGGCCGAAUGAGAAUAUUCCCAAGGGGGAAUUGUAUGUUAAGGAGAGGGUGAAGUGGCUGUCCGAGAUUCCUGGUGCUGCGCAGAUGGAGGGUAUGCCUUCGUAGAUGCCUCUGUGCGAAGAGCAGCGACUUGAUAUAUGGUGGUAGUAUAUGAAUAUUGUUUGAUGGGUAUAAUAUAAUUUUAUCUUUAACAGGGAG